UAUUCAUUUUUACUCUAGUGCAACGAUUGCAUCGCUCACGUAUCCGCGGUCCUCGUAUUCAACUUUUCGCAGUGCUCCGAGUUCAUCGAUUCCCAUCGCCGAUCAAUAAUUGCCAAUCUCAUUUCAUAUGUAGAAUUCAAUAUUGAUAAUCAAGUUUCUCUCCUAUCGAACUGACUUUCGCACUCAUAGUUCUCACAAUCUUGCCAACUCGUUCUGUUACAAUUAAAUAUGCGUCAGUGUAAUUAGACGUAAGAGUCCGAAUUAUUUUUCGAUUUCAUGUACAGAAAAGGUCGGAGUCGGUGCGUAUAAUCGAAGAUUUCACGUGAUUGUUAUCAAGCUGUGUUGCAAUUUGUCUGGCAAUGAACGAUGCCUAAAAUUGGUUUAUUGCGAUAAAAACAAUAAAACAAUUGAGCGGACAACCGUGACAUAGACAUCUCUAUUUUAUUCGUAGUGUUAAAUAGUCCAGACAACUUAAUCUCGCGAGCGGAAUCCAGUGAUUAACUCUACCCACACACGAUUCGUUGUUAGACCGUGUACGUCGAUUCGAAGAGUGCAAUGGAAGAGCCUAGUCGUAGGAUCUCAACCCAAAUAUUUGCUGGCAUAGCAGCGACGAUAUCACUAAUCAACACGGGUUACCAUUUCGGUUGGUCGUCGCCGUCUCUACCGAAACUCCAGAGUCCCGAUUCCGACAUCCACUUGACAUCGGGAGAAGGGGCAUGGGUCAGCAGCAUAUUCAAAUUCGGAGCUAUGAUAAGUCCGCUGUUGGUUACUUUGGUGGUAAAGAAAAUCGGCAGGAAAUGGUUACUUCUGUCUUCGGCUAUUCCUCAAAUCGCCAGUGGCAUCCUCUUGGUUUCAGCCCAAGGUUACUGGUGGCUUAUGGCCGCAAGAUUCGUCGGAGGAAUCGGUUCCGGCACUUCGAAUGUAGCCACGGCGUUGUACAUCGGAGAAAUAGCCGACGACAAGAUCCGAGGUGGUCUUGGUGCGAUAAUCGGUCAAAUGUCGAACUUGGGAAUUCUGCUGGCCUAUUGCGUAGGGCCUUGGGUUAGCAGGGUGGCACUCGGAGGUGUGGGAAUACUCAUCCCCGUUGUGUUUCUUCUGACUUUCUUCUGGAUGCCAGAAUCCCCUUAUUACUUGCUGAUGAACGACAGAGUGGAACAAGCAACCAAGUCCUUACAAUGGCUCAGAGGAACUAAGAAUGUGAAAUCGGAGGUUGAAAAAAUCAAAGCGGGUAUCGAAUACGACUUACAGAAUGCGGCACACAUCAAGGAUCUGAUAUUGGUACCGGGGAAUCGGAUGGCACUGAUCAUCAUCAACGGUGUGGUGCUCACCCAACAGUUGAGCGGAAUAACGGCGAUUCUCACGUACAGUGGUACUAUUUUCGAGGCAGCUGGAUCGAGUCUGGAUUCAAGCAUUUCCAUUGUUAUUGUCGGAGUGGUCCAAGUCCUCAGUGGUAUAGUGUGCAUUUUCACCGUGGAUCUGGCCGGGCGAAAAUUGUUGCUACUCAUUUCGACCGCCGGGUCAGCCUUUUUUGCAAUGGGCGUUGCCCUAUAUUUCCAAUUGAAGUCCAGCGGAGUUGACGUGAGUUCGAUCUAUUGGCUUCCGUUGGCCAGUAUGAUCGGAUUCAUAAUCAUCUACACGAUGGGAUUGGGAAUAAUUCCCGGCGUUGUACUUUCGGAGCUAUUCCCGUACAACUUAAAGGCUGCGGCAGGUAUGACAGUCGUGACGAUCGGGGGUCUGGGCGGACUCGCCGUGACGAAGCUUUACCAAGUGGUCGCCGACGCCUUUGGGAUCCAGACUGCGUUUUGGGGAUUCGCGGGUAUCACAGCAUGUUUCUUCGUAUUUAUUUUAUUCUUCGUGCCCGAGACGAAGAGGAAAUCUCUCCAAGAAAUCCAAGAGGAACUCCACAGAUCUACGGAGUCAACGACCGCGUUGGAAAAAUCUGGCUUUUGACGAGAUAUGGGUCAGGCUAAUCUGGAUUUUGAAAAUAGAAUUUAGCAAUUAAUGUAACUGCUGUUGAUCCAUGACGCGAAACUGUUUCAAGCAACUUGGUUUGUGUAAAUAAAUUGUUUUUCCAUGCUA
Molecule: messenger RNA, 2079 nt
Organism: Athalia rosae (coleseed sawfly)
Lineage: Eukaryota; Metazoa; Arthropoda; Insecta; Hymenoptera; Athaliidae
Product: facilitated trehalose transporter Tret1-like
Exons: 6
Coding region: 556-1950 (464 amino acids)
Biological process (GO): transmembrane transport
Cellular component (GO): membrane
Molecular function (GO): transmembrane transporter activity
Source: RefSeq, a predicted model, not a curated record